Entamoeba invadens IP1 is the source of this 1431-nucleotide messenger RNA. RefSeq lists its product as hypothetical. The record is from RefSeq and is a predicted model, not a curated record. The transcript has 2 exons. The coding region runs from base 1 to 1431 and encodes 476 amino acids. NCBI's taxonomy places the organism in Eukaryota, Evosea, Mastigamoebida, Endamoebidae.
AUGUCACAUUUACGUGGAGAAAAAGACCUUUCAUCUUUAUGUUCAAAUCGCGCGAAUGAUUUAGCAAUUCUUCGUUCAGCAAAUCGAGCCAAUCUUAUUUCUAAAAAACGAGUUGUUGAUUCCGUAGUAUUUAAAACGCUUCCUAAAAUCUCAGACAUCCAGCAAACCAUAUCAAUGGCGCUUUCUGGUGAUUUUAAUUCAUUCAAACUUAUUGCACAAUACUUGAAUGGCGAUCCCAUGCCAAUUCAAUUACUUAUCAAAGCGGAAUUCUUUCAGAAAAUGAUGUCACAAGUCGAGAACUUGACCCCGGAGUUCUUGUCUGUGUUUCUAUUGAUAUCACAAUUCUUCACGUCUGAGGGCAAAACAAUAAACCACAGCCAACUACUACUUUCAUCGGGGUUUCUAACUAAAUUGGAUGUUAUGUUGUCAAAUACAAAUAACUCAGUUGUUGUGCGCACGUUGAAUGUCACUGGAAAUAUCAUCUUAGACUCCGCAUCAUUUGCAAGUCUUUUUUUACAAUUCAAAAUCAUCGAAAAGUGCUUUUCUUUAGUCGAAAGUAAUCCAAUGGAAGAUGUCAUCGAGGCUGUUGGAUACGUCUUUGAGGCAUUAUGUAAAAGUAUUCCAAGUAAUGCUCCAAACACCUUUGAGUGGGUCUAUAAAUACUUUUUUGAAUUACUGAAGAAGAGCAGUGAGUUUAAAGACAACACUGUUGCUCAUGCACUUGUUUCGAUCGCAAAUUUAUAUUCAAAUUCAGUUUUUGUUAAAGCAGAAGACGUCCUUCCCUUCUUGCUGGAGUUUUUAAGACGGAACCGCCUUGUUGAAAACACGUUGAAUUUGAUUUUGAAGUUCACUCGGUCUUAUGGCAGCAUUUGUAAAUUGUUGGCUGCAAGCGACUUCUGGAGUGUGUGUAAUAGAUACUUGGAAAUGCCUAACUUGGACGAAAAAGUAAUGUAUUACAUCUUCUUUGUGAACUCAAAUAUUGCAUGUGAUAGUGACGAUAUGCCUUUUCUCAUUAUAGAAAAAACAAAUUUAUAUGACUACGCAUAUAAAAUAGCAAUAGAAAAAACGGUGAAGUAUACUACAUUGGUGCAAUGCUAUUAUUUAAUAGCAAAUUUGGUCUUCUUGGACUACGACGAUAUAAUGGAAUGUGUGUUUAAUAAAUUUCCAAAAACUCUUAAUAUCUUUAUUGACAUCGUUUCAAACGUCGAAGAAGAGCCACUUCUUCUUUCAACUUGUUUAAAAGCAUUUGUCAAUCUACUGAGGUACGCCAAAACGUAUGACAUUGACACAGAACAAUACUUAGAAGGGUGCAACUUAGAACAAAUUUUGUUCGACUUGAAAAGUCACAACCUUGGAGAUAUCGUCAAUGAAAAGGUCGACAAUUUGACAAAGGUGUAUAGAUCACUUCCAUCAAAAGAAGAGGAGUUGUAG